Messenger RNA from Amaranthus tricolor (Joseph's coat), 2933 nucleotides. Its product is annotated as starch synthase 1, chloroplastic/amyloplastic-like. Gene Ontology annotation, cellular component: chloroplast. The record is from RefSeq and is a predicted model, not a curated record. NCBI's taxonomy places the organism in Eukaryota, Viridiplantae, Streptophyta, Magnoliopsida, Caryophyllales, Amaranthaceae. The transcript has 15 exons. The coding region runs from base 175 to 2352 and encodes 725 amino acids. Gene Ontology annotation, molecular function: alpha-1,4-glucan glucosyltransferase (UDP-glucose donor) activity.
CAGCACACGGUCAUUGUAUUCUCACAAGAUCCGUCGUAUAAUAUCUGACCUUUUUAAAAUACUUGUACCUUUUUACUUGUAACGUAGGAGAAUUCACUCAUUUCUACAUAGGAAUUCACUUUAUUAUUCUUUUUUUCUUUCUUUCCUUAUUCAUCGUUAAUUUUCCUGCCAGCCAUGGACUCUUUUUCUCUGCAAUCUUCUCAUAUCAAUGGCUUCUGUCGGUCUAAUCUUAAUUUUGGAAGCAACCCAUUGGUGAUUAGAGCUAAUAAACUACUGGGUUUUGAUUAUUAUUGGAAACAGAGAAGUAUAAGAUGGCCUAAUUUUUCACUUAAAUGUCGGACUUUUGUUGAAGGAAUUGAAGGUGGGGUUUCUAGUUCUACAGAUGGGUCUAAACCUGUUGAGCUUCACCAUGAAGGAAAUGAAGAGUUGAAGGGUCAAUUAGUUGGACCUGUUAAGCCUUCUUCUGCUUCUAUUGUUCGGUUUCACUUGUUUUCUCAACCAGCUAACGCAGACGAUAGUAACUCAAAGGCUACCGGAACCCUGGAUCUGGAUGAACAAGUUAGGGAACAGGAAGUGCAGGAAGAAGAUAAGGAUCAGGAUGUACAGGAAAUAGACGAUGUUGAAGAACACAACUGUCGAGUUAGGGAGGCAAUUGACCGUGAAGGAGAGGAUGGAUCCCCUGCCGGAGUACCUUCCAGUGUCAUCCCUAAACAAGAAGUAGGUAAUGACAGCGUGGUUGAAGAUGAUUUUCAGGAAGAAACUGUUUUUGAAGGAGAGGAGAAACUCCUUACCAAACUGAAGUUAAGCAUCGUCUUUGUUGCUUCAGAAGCUGCACCAUAUUCCAAGACAGGAGGUUUAGGAGAUGUUUGUGGUUCCUUACCUAUAGCUCUAGCUGCACGUGGGCAUCGUGUAAUGGUAGUUUCUCCUCGAUACAUGCAUGGUACGGCUGCAGAUAAAGUUUAUGCCGGUGCAUUUGAUGCCAACUGCCGAAUUAAGGUCAAUUGCUUUGGUGGGCUGCAAGAAGUCGCAUUUUUCCACGAGUAUAAAAAUGGUGUUGAUUGGGUUUUUGUCGAUCAUUAUUCCUAUCAUCGACCAGGAAAUCCAUAUGGCGACAGCCAUGGUGCUUUUGGGGACAAUCAGUUCCGGUUCACUUUGCUUUGUCAUGCUGCGUGUGAAGCUCCUCUUGUUCUUCCUUUAGGAGGGUACACCUAUGGGGAUAACUGUUUGUUCCUUGUCAAUGAUUGGCAUGCAGGCCUUGUACCAGUACUUCUUGCAGCUAAGUACCGUCCAUAUGGAGUUUACAAGGCUGCACGCAGUGUACUCGUCAUACACAACUUGUCUCAUCAAGGUGUGGAGCCUGGAGUAACAUAUGAUAAUUUAGGACUUCCUUCACAUUGGUAUGGAGCUCUAGAAUGGGUAUUUCCGGAGUGGGCCAGAGCACAUGAACUUGACAAAGGUGAGGCCGUCAAUAUUUUGAAGGGAGCCAUUGUGACUGCUGAUAGAAUUCUUACUGUCAGCCAGGGUUAUUCAUGGGAAAUAACAACUGUGGAGGGCGGCUAUGGUUUGCAUGAAUUACUAACCAACAGGAAAUUUGUAUUAAAUGGUAUUAUAAAUGGCAUCAAUGUUGAUGAAUGGAAUCCAUCCAAUGAUCCGCUAAUCGCUGCCCCUUACAAUGUAGAUGAUCUCUCUGGAAAGGCCGAAUGCAAGGCGGCUUUACAAAAGGAGCUUGGUCUUCCUAUAAAGCCUGAUUGCCCAUUGAUCGGCUUUAUUGGGAGAUUGGACUACCAGAAGGGUAUUGAUAUAAUUCAAGAAGCAUUUCCACAACUUAUGGGAGAUGAUGUGCAAUUUGUUAUGUUAGGUUCAGGGGAUGCUAGAUAUGAGCGUUGGAUGAGAGCAGCAGAGGGCGCCUGCAAAGACAAGUUCCGAGGUUGGGUUGGAUUUAAUAUCCCAAUCUCUCAUAAAAUCACUGCAGGGUGUGACAUCCUUUUGAUGCCUUCAAGAUUCGAACCGUGUGGACUAAAUCAGCUCUAUGCAAUGAGAUAUGGAACUAUACCAGUUGUUCAUGCCACAGGAGGACUUCGAGAUACUGUUGAAACAUACAAUCCUUUUGCAGUUGGAACCGAUGGUACUGGUACUGGUACUGGUACUGGUACAGGUUGGGCCUUUUCUCCAUUGGCGAAGGAGAGUAUGUUGGCGGCUCUGAGAAAUGCAAUAAGAACAUACAGGGAUUACAAGGAGUCAUGGGUAGGGUUGAUGAAGAGAGGGAUGCUACAAGAUUUUACAUGGGAUACUGCUGCUUCUCAGUAUGAGCAGGUGUUUCAGUGGGCUUUCAUUGAUCCUCCAUACUGCUAAGAUCAUACACAAGGCGUUGUGUACCGAUACGACACAUUAAUAAGGAAUAAGCUAAAGAAAUGGCAUAAAAUAAGCCUUGUUUCUUACUAUCAGUUCAGUUUCUAGGUUUGUUUGUGCAGUUGUGUUUGUGUCAAUAACCAAAAAAUAAGUCCUUUCAAUUCAUACCCUUAAAUUAAAUGCAUGUAUAUAUUAUAUAUUAUAUAUUAUAUAAUACAAGUACAUACUAACAGAUAGUUGGAGAUAUAGAGAAUAAUGAACUGAUCAGAGUCAAUAGUAUUGUACCUAUAAAUUAUUACAAGCACUAAUUAUUUUCCAUUUUUCUCUUUUAUUGCUAUAUUAUUUUAUUCUUAUAAUCAAAUGUGUUAUUUAGAUCUCUAAAAAUUUGAUUCAACCUAAGAAACCCGAAAGUAAGUUACUAACAGCGAACAAAAAAAUUGAUCAAAAAAAUAUCAAAUUAUUUGUUUGCAGUUAAUAAUUGCGAAUAACGUUAAAAGGGAGAAAAAAUGGAAAUAAUAUUUAUUCGCAUUUACUAAUUGCGAACAAAUAAUUUUUUGCUUUUUUUUUAUUCUUUCUAACGUUAU